Dentiscutata erythropus is the source of this 184-nucleotide messenger RNA. The record is from the annotation of a GenBank genome assembly. Lineage: Eukaryota; Fungi; Glomeromycota; Glomeromycetes; Diversisporales; Gigasporaceae.
AUGUCCGAAGGUGUGAAAAGAACUAUUUGUUUGGCAUUACUAUUUAUUCCAAUUUUUAUUCUCACAUUUCUUUGCCCAUCACUUGCGUUGGCAAAAGUCAAACUUUUUGAUCAAACUAAUGGCGUUCUUAAGUAUAAUAAAGGAAUUGAAUAUGCAUACAUUGCGCUUACUUUAUUAACAGCUG